Oryza sativa Japonica Group (Japanese rice) is the source of this 735-nucleotide messenger RNA. Its product is annotated as large ribosomal subunit protein uL15x. Gene Ontology annotation, cellular component: ribosome; cytosolic large ribosomal subunit. Gene Ontology annotation, biological process: translation. The record is from RefSeq and is a predicted model, not a curated record. Lineage: Eukaryota; Viridiplantae; Streptophyta; Magnoliopsida; Poales; Poaceae. Gene Ontology annotation, molecular function: structural constituent of ribosome.
CCACCUCCCCCUUCUUCCUCCCCACCCACCCGCCGCCGCCGUCGCCGCCCUUCGCCGCCGCCAUGACGACGAGGUUCAAGAAGAACCGGAAGAAGCGCGGGCACGUGUCGGCCGGGCACGGGCGGAUCGGGAAGCACCGGAAGCACCCGGGAGGGCGCGGGAACGCCGGCGGGAUGCACCACCACCGCAUCCUGUUCGACAAGUACCACCCGGGCUACUUCGGCAAGGUCGGGAUGCGCUACUUCCACAGGCUCAGCAACAGGUUCCACUGCCCCGCCGUCAACGUCGAGCGCCUCUGGUCCAUGGUGCCCGCCGAGGCCGGCGCCGGCGCCGGCAAGGCCCCCGUCAUCGACGUCACGCAGUUCGGCUACACCAAGGUGCUCGGCAAGGGGAUGCUCCCCCCAGAGAGGCCCAUCGUCGUCAAGGCCAAGCUCAUCUCCAAGGUCGCCGAGAAGAAGAUCAAGGCCGCCGGCGGCGCCGUCCUCCUCACCGCCUAGGUACUCGGGAGCUAGGGUUCUUGGCUUCUUGCUAUCUAUCUAAAGUGUUAGCUUCUUUUUUUAUCUCUUGUUGUGUUGGAAGACAAAGCAAAGAAAGACUACUUUUGUGCUGUUGCUGCUGUUUUUUGUGUUAUGGAACAAAUUGAUGGUAUGGCUACUAAGAUCUGUGGUGGCUAUUCAUGAGUUUUGAUUGAAUUACAUGAUCAUGUAGGUUUAUGUCAAAUAUUUUUGUGCCGCA